Molecule: messenger RNA, 1911 nt
Organism: Oryctolagus cuniculus (rabbit)
Lineage: Eukaryota; Metazoa; Chordata; Mammalia; Lagomorpha; Leporidae
Gene: TRAF3IP2
Product: TRAF3 interacting protein 2
Biological process (GO): humoral immune response; positive regulation of canonical NF-kappaB signal transduction
Source: RefSeq, marked provisional
CACUGCCCACAGGGAGAUUUUGAGCCGAAGCUUCCUAGCCUCCGUAGAGAUUUGCAUACAACUUCCACUUCCGGCUUCAGAUCCUGCUCUUCAACUUACCUGGGCCUGGGGAGGGCGGAGGGAGGCACCUGCCGCGGAGAACCUGGAGAGGCCGACGACCCUGGGGCCCCGGGCUGUCCGGCCGUGGCGGUUCUAAGGAACUAGAAUGAGCCGAAGUAUUCCUGUGGAGGUUGAUGAGUCAGAACCGUACCCCAGCCAGCUGCUGAAGGCAAUCCCAGAGGACUCCCUGGAAGCGGAAUCAGAACCACCUGCUCCCGGCACAAGGAACACGGCACCCCACGGUGUGUCGGCACCCCGCACCCCUGACGGUUCCCCUGGGGACUCAGCUCAGGCUCCUCCACCUCUGGCGCUCGCCAGCCCGCAGUGGCCUGUGUCCCAGGCGGUCACCUGCCUGCGUGCUAGAAUCCUGGAGGAGAGUGACGACAGCUUCUGCAGCAGGCACCCAGAGCCCAGCGAAGACCAUCCCUCGGGCUCCUCUGCAGCCAGCGCACAGGAGUCUGGGAGUGGGGCUGGCGCCUUCCUCCCAGAGCGUCAGUUUUCAUUUCUGGGAAAGCACCAUCCGUGGCUGGGAUCUCAGCUUUCAGCAGCUUCUCGUGACGCUAGCCAUGACGCCAACAAAUCCGACCAAAGUUUACCUAAUGCCUCAGCAGACUCCCGGGGCAGCGGCCAAGAGACAUGGCUGUGGGCCCAGCCCCACAGGAACCACGAAGCCCCAGACCCGCCCAGCACAGACGAUUCCCAGCCCCAAGAUGUCCUGGGCAUCCGGCAGCUGGAAAGGCCUCUGCCCUUGACCUCUGUGUGUUACCCUCAGGACCUUCCGGCCCCGCUCCAGUCCAAGGAGUUCCCCCAGAGGUACUCAGCAUGUGCACAUGUGCAGCCUUGCAACCCUUGCGCACACACUCCGUGGAACCCUGCUUACUGUUGUCCCAGAGGCCCCAACCACCAGGUGCCAUAUGGCCACCACUGCCCUGGAGCACCUUGCCAGCAAGCCAUACAGCCAGCUCGACCUGGGCAGCCCUGGCUCGGAGCCAGUGUGAGAGGCCCGCACCCCGUGCACAAGGUUGUUCUGAAUUAUCCCAGCCCCUGGGACCAAGAAGAGAGACCUGCACACAGGGAGUGCUCCUUCCCCGGGCCUCCACGCUAUCAGGACCAGCCGAACCCCCAGCUGCCCAAUAGGGCCGGGCUUCUGGAGGAGUCCUCGGAGCGUGCCCAGGCUCUGUCCCCAGCUGCUGUACCUCGACGCCCCAGCAACACUGCAGCCAGAGGCACUCUGAGGACAAGCAAUUUGCCAGAAGAGUUGCGGAAAGUCUUUAUCACAUAUUCUAUGGACACAGCCAUGGAGGUGGUGAAAUUCGUGAACUUUCUCUUGGGCAAUGGCUUCCAAACUGCAAUCGACAUAUUUGAGGACAGAAUCCGAGGCAUCGAUAUCAUUAAGUGGAUGGAGCGCUACCUAAGGGAUAAGACAGUGAUGAUAAUCGUGGCAAUCAGCCCCAAAUACAAACAGGAUGUGGAAGGCGCUGAGUCGCAGCUGGACGAGGAUGAGCAUGGCUUACAUACUAAGUACAUCCAUCGCAUGAUGCAGAUUGAGUUCAUAAAACAAGGAAGCAUGAACUUCAGAUUCAUCCCUGUGCUCUUCCCAAAUGCAAAGAAGGAGCACGUGCCCACCUGGCUUCAGAACACGCACAUCUACAGCUGGCCCAAGAAUAAGAAAAACAUCCUGCUGCGGCUGCUCCGGGAGGAGGAAUUUGUGGCUCCUCCCCGGGGGCCUCUGCCCACCCUCCAGGUGGUGCCCUUGUGACACUGUCCGUCCCAGAUCCCCUGGGGCCUGUCAUGUUAGAGGCCCUGUCGUGC